GGUUUUAUUCAUCCCAAUCCCUCUCUUACGACGUGUACAACCAUGGAGGUACAAUCCCAACCUCUAGCUCAGCCGCUAUGGAGCAAUAUAUUAAAGCAGCAGCCCAAAAAUCCGCCGCCAGCGCCUCAACUAUUCUCUCCCAUUAUCAAUGAUCAACAACACGGGGUUAUGGUAGGAAGUUGCGAUUCUCGGAAGGGAAUAUCGGUGGCGGUGGUCGAUGCUAACGCCAUAAUCCAAGGUGGCGAGAGGCUAUGCCUCUCGGCUGAUCGAUUUGUUUCUGUCCCUGAGGUCAUUGCUGAAAUACGUGACCCCGCUUCGCGUCACUCUCUCAAGUUCCUUCCAUUCUCUGUUGACACUCUGGAACCCUCUUCGGAUGCCCUAAGAAAAGUGAUCAAUUUUGCAAGGGCAACUGGAGACUUGCAAACACUUUCAGAUGUGGAUCUUAAGCUAAUUGCUUUGACUUAUACAUUGGAGGCUCAGACCCAUGGAACUCACCAUAUCAGAGACAACCCUCCUCCUAUUCAGACGGUUAAUGUGAAGAGACUGCCUGAAAAGGACAUGCCAGGGUGGGGAUCCAAUGUUCCCAAUCUGGAAGAAUGGGAAACUCUAGAGCAUGCGACUGAGGGUGGAUCAAUUCCGAAUUCAAGAAUUCUUCCCAUGAAAAAUUUGAACUUGAAUGCUUUAUCCGCAGAUGAACAUGGUACUGAAAACGGUUCAAUUCAAAAUGGUAGUGAAUCACAGUCUGGAAAUCAAGAGAAUGCGGAUGGUGGUUUCACUAAGCCCCGAAGAUACUUUCAGCAGAAAAAGGAGAUAAACAUCGACGGGAAGAAGAUGGUUGCUGAUGGAAUUGAUGCAUCGCAGGGUCAUUAUGACGAUGAAUCUGGUGACUGGAUGCCUGCUGUAAGUCGGAGUACUCAUAGAAGAUUCCUGAGAAGGAAGGCUAGACGUGAAAUUCAUGCUGAGUUGUCGGCGAAAAGUGAUCAACAAGAUGCAGCUGAAAAUGAGAGUGAAAACCUAGAUGACGAUAACUGCUGUCCAGAUCUGAUACCAGUACAAAGUUAUGAAGAAACAGGGAAUAGCAGCUUAGGAAAUGGUAAGAUCAUUGAUGGCAAGAACACUGAUGAAGAUAUCUCAGAAAUUUUGAAUAACAUGAGGCUUGAAGAAGAAUCUCUAAAGUCUGUAGCAGAAGGUGAAGACUCUGAUGUUGAAGUCGGCGAUGAAGGACCGGAGUUCCCGGAGACUACUAGCCAGACUAGUGAGAAUGUUGAUGCACUACACAUGGACGAUAAUAGUAGUGAACAGAGCUGGACACUAAGAUCUUUGUCUGAGUCUAGUGUGGCUUGUGUAACUACUGACUUUGCCAUGCAGAAUGUGCUUCUGCAGAUGGGUUUGCGCCUUGUGGCACCUGGUGGAAUGCAGAUACGUGAGCUACACAGGUGGGUGCUGAAAUGCCAUGCCUGCAAUAAGUUGACCACAGAAAUUGGUAGAAUUUUCUGUCCCAAAUGUGGAAACGGGGGCACACUGCGCAAAGUAGCUGUUACAGUUGGCGAAAAUGGUAUUGUUCUGGCAGCACGUCGACCUCGUGUAUCCUUGCGUGGUACAAAGUUCUCUUUGCCCUUACCCCAAGGGGGCCGAGCUGCCAUUACCAAGAACCCGGUUCUACGUGAAGAUCAGCUUCCACAGAAGUUCCUGUAUCCCAAGACAAAGAAAAAGAACAAGCAGGGAGACGACAUUUUUGCUCCAGAUGAUCUUUUCCUUACCCAUACCAGUAAGAAAGCUCCGUUGCAGCCUCCUGUACGGAAAACAUUAGCUGUUUUCAGUCAGAAGAGGAAUCCUAAUGAUAAUCAUUACUCGCGUGCUAAACAUUGAGUCUCAUUUUUCCACAACGUAUUUAUGCAACUUUGGUGCCAAAAUUUUUUGAUGUAAUGAGAAACUGGUUGCAGAAAUUUUGUAGUGGCUUAAUUUUGAUGUUGGUGUGUGAUUUUUCCA
Molecule: messenger RNA, 1989 nt
Organism: Olea europaea var. sylvestris
Lineage: Eukaryota; Viridiplantae; Streptophyta; Magnoliopsida; Lamiales; Oleaceae
Product: RNA-binding protein NOB1
Exons: 5
Coding region: 43-1869 (608 amino acids)
Biological process (GO): ribosomal small subunit biogenesis; maturation of SSU-rRNA
Cellular component (GO): preribosome, small subunit precursor
Molecular function (GO): RNA endonuclease activity
Source: RefSeq, a predicted model, not a curated record